Messenger RNA from Nematostella vectensis (starlet sea anemone), 1332 nucleotides. RefSeq names its product translocon-associated protein subunit delta. The transcript has 6 exons. Gene Ontology annotation, cellular component: membrane; endomembrane system; endoplasmic reticulum. NCBI's taxonomy places the organism in Eukaryota, Metazoa, Cnidaria, Anthozoa, Actiniaria, Edwardsiidae. The record is from RefSeq and is a predicted model, not a curated record. The coding region runs from base 84 to 599 and encodes 171 amino acids.
AAUACGGCUGUGCGAGAGUUCGCAGGCUCAUCAGCUCAGUCACGUGACACCGUUCUUUCUCUUGCAGCGUGGUGGACCAAGGAAUGGCGGUUGCGAAGUUCUUUGUGGGUUUUAUUGGGCUUUUAGUCCCACUGCUUGCCUCAGGUGAGCCAUGUGUUGGACCUAAGGCAACAUCAACUUCUUACACCUCAACCAACAUCUUCAUGUCGUCAGAAACAGUCUUCCUUACUGAAUUCUCCCUUGCAUGUGAUAACAACGCUAAGGAUGUCAGUCUGUAUGCUGAAGUCAAUGGAAAGGUUAUGCCAGUCACUAGAUCUACCGAUAACUCCAAGUACCAGGUGAGCUGGUCAGAGGAACACAAGCAAGCCAAGAGCGGAGUGUACACCAUCAAUUUCCUUGACGAGGAGGGAUACUCCAAUUAUAGAAAGGCCCAGAGAAGUGGGGGAUCUCUAGACAUCAAGCCUCUGUUUACCAUUGACAUCAACCAUAAGGGCGCCGGUCGUGAAGGACUGUGGGUACAAACAGAGUUUAUUGCAGUUGUCGCUGCUCUUCUCAUCUGGUGGUGUGCCAACAAUGUCAAGAGCAAACUCCAGGAAUAAUAGAAUUUUAUUACCAUCUCUAGCCUCUUUUGAAAAGAGAACUGUAUUUAAAAUAAUUAAAAACUCUUUUACUACAAUUUGUUUAUCAUGUUUAUUUAAAUGGCUAUGGAAGUGUUUUGCUACAAUUUGUUUCUCAUGUUUAUAGGGUGUAUUUUACAAUUUGUUUCUCAUGUUUAUGGAACUGUAUUACUACUAUUUGUUUCUCAUGUUACAGCGCAACCAAGAAAACUGAACACCAGGAAAAAAAUGGAAUGUUUGUUCUCACCUAUCACUCGCAAGAUAUUCAAACAUUUAACUAGAAUCAUGUCUCAACAAAUCUUAGUGUCCGAAUUCUUGCGUCAUUCCACACAUAGUUUAGGUGUUCACGGUUUUACUGGUUGCGCUGUAAUGGGAACUGUAUUUUACUAGAAUUUGUGUCGGCCCUUUACCUGCACCUGAGAUCAGUUUAUAUCCCUUGGUGCUAAAACAGGAGCCUACAGUAAACACCUAUGAAAGUUGACAUGCUUGUUGCCUUGGGUAGCGAGCAUGUUUCAUUCCAUAGGUACACUUCUGAUAGAACUGGGUCCACUGCCGGGGUGCCAUCUCUUAUCGAAAGCUGAGUCAACCUUCAGAGAAAGCUUUUUAGGGGACUGUUUGCAAGUGAUGAGGGACUCCAGGUUAUCAAAUAGUGUCUGUGUCAGGUUUUCAAUUUGUAGUUUGAUUGAGAUUGUUGAAUAAAAGAGUAUUUGGAAAA